AUGAAGAAAGAGCGCAUACGACGGUCGUCGCCGUACGGCUGGAUGAAGAACUGGGACUUGAUGAGCGUCAUUGUGAAGACUGGUGCUGACCUGAGGCAAGAGGCCUUCGCCUGUCAGCUCAUCGAUGUUUGCGACAAGAUUUGGACCGAUGCCAAGAUUGGAGUAUGGGUGAAGGUAAUGCGGAUUUUGGUGACGGGCGAAUCCUCGGGCCUCAUCGAGACGAUCACGAAUGGCGUCUCGCUGCACUCUAUCAAGCGCAGCUUGACGCUGGCGCAGGCCGAGGCCGGCGCAAACCCGAAGAGGCGAAUCGCGACGCUGAAAGACCAUUUCGCCAAAGCCUUUGGCUCACCCGACAGCGAGCCAUACAAGGCUGGCGUCGAUGCUUUCAAGAGGUCGCUCGCGGCGUACAGUGUUAUUUCAUACGUGUUGCAGCUGAAAGACCGGCACAACGGGAACGUCCUGAUCGACAACGAGGGCCACAUUGUACAUAUUGACUUUGGUUUUAUGCUGUCGAACUCGCCGGGCUCCGUUGGGUUCGAGGCUGCACCAUUCAAACUCACGCACGAGUAUGUCGAAGUUCUGGGCGGGAUAGGGUCCCCAGAGUGGGACGAUUUCAAACGGCUCUGCAAGCAGGCUUUUCAAGCUCUCCGACGAUCGGCCGACAACAUCGUCGACCUCGUUGCCAUGAUGGGCCGUGACUCCAAGAUGCCGUGCUACGCUGCCGGUGUUGCAACGGUGACAACGAACCUACGACAACGCUUCCAGCUGCAGCUGAGUGCCGAUGAUGCGGAGCAGUUUGUUGAAACGGACCUGAUCAACAAGUCUAUUGGCAGCUACUACACUCGACUAUACGACACAUUCCAAUAUCGAACACAGGGUAUAUAUUAG
Molecule: messenger RNA, 888 nt
Organism: Diaporthe citri
Lineage: Eukaryota; Fungi; Ascomycota; Sordariomycetes; Diaporthales; Diaporthaceae
Exons: 3
Coding region: 1-888 (295 amino acids)
Biological process (GO): phosphatidylinositol-mediated signaling; phosphatidylinositol phosphate biosynthetic process
Cellular component (GO): cytoplasm; membrane
Molecular function (GO): 1-phosphatidylinositol 4-kinase activity
Source: RefSeq, a predicted model, not a curated record